Messenger RNA from Chelonus insularis, 549 nucleotides. RefSeq names its product transmembrane protein 167A-like protein ksh (gene ksh). Gene Ontology annotation, biological process: intracellular transport; protein secretion. The transcript has 3 exons. The coding region runs from base 147 to 365 and encodes 72 amino acids. NCBI's taxonomy places the organism in Eukaryota, Metazoa, Arthropoda, Insecta, Hymenoptera, Braconidae. The record is from RefSeq and is a predicted model, not a curated record.
UUCCGUUGUUGCAUGUUUUGAGAACAAUUAACAAAAAUUUCAGUUGUCAUCUCAACGUGUCUAAGUAAUAAUGUUAUAACAUAUCAAUCAAGAAUUGAUUUGCAAUUAUUAUAUACAUUAUAGCAUGAGAUUAUUCUGAAAUAAUUAUGUCUGCCCUGUUUAAUUUUCAGAGUCUUAUGACUGUGAUUUUAUUAUUAAUAUGUACAUGUGCAUAUGUACGGUCAAUCAUACCUCGAUUAAUUGAUAGGAAAAAAGUUGGACUAGGUGGUAUUUUUUGGAAAUGUGCUAGGAUUGGUGAGAGAAAAAGUCCUUAUGUGGCAAUUGGCUGUCUAUUUAUGGCAUUUAGUAUAUUAUUUUGGACCUAAGGAUGUAAAUUGUGGAUAAAUGAAUAUAAAAUUAAUUCAUUUUUACAUUUUUAAUUUUUUACAUAUUUUGUACAUGGCUUACAAGGUAAUGAAUUUAAUUAAACAUCAACACAUUACACUACGAAAUAACAUACUAAUGUACCACAAUAUUAAAAAAAGUAAUAAAAAAAUUUGAUAUAAAUUA